GGGAAGUAAAAAGCAGAUACCCUCAAGCCAGCUUGGACCAGGAUCCUUUCCUUCCCCCCCAUCCAUAACAUCCACUCGCCUAUCGUCUCAACCACAAUUCAGCAUCCAUUAGAGCUCGAACAGGUCCCAAAUAGCAUCGGUGUAGCACAGAAUAAUAUCCAUUAAACGAUUCUAGUCUCGUCGCCAUCGUUGCUGCCAUUCAAGAACAAGACCAUAUUACACACCAUGUCUCCUCGUCACUACACCCCUCAGUCUAACACAAGCGUCGGCAUUUCAAGCCCUUACGCUGCCUCCCCUUCACUUCGUACCUCUCAGUAUCACGCAUCUCCAAACAUGACCAUGAGCCCAGCAUCUUAUCCCGAAAGCAUUCUGUCCAUUCAUAGAUCACCGGUUGCGCGCGGGGGAUACUCGAGUUCACAGAGGGAGGCGAUGUUGGGGGAUUCUCUUUCUGGAUGGCCCGUGCGCGCUGUCACCGAAUUAGGAUGCGGUACCGGUAAUGGAUUGAUUAGUCAGAUGGUGACCGAGGUCCCACAAACCCCAGAAAACAUAUCCAGGAUAACGUCGAAGACUGUCCCUUUGCCAUCUCAAAAUGGAAGCCAUAGCCGGGUAGAAGUAGACCUGAAUCCAGCCCUGAAGUUUGAUCAUCGUCGGGAAGAAAGAGGGAUGGUGUCGAUGGAUGUAGCAAUGUCAAUUGAUGCUAUUCUUCGGAUGACAAACAGUUCCAGGGGGGCGAAUGAAUGGGCCACGAACCCGCCUUUACCCUCGAUAAACCUUGUACAUCCAACACUACCAUGGUCAAUCACCGUGCACGCAAGUGUGACAUACGUGACAGUGUGUGACGUCCUUUGCGCCAUCUGCCACUCGCUACAGUUGCCGCUACAUGAAGAAUACUGGUCGUUUUGCCUGGGAUUGGGCGAAGGAUACAGGAGAAAUCCGGAGCGGUACGGGCGAAGCUUGAAGCGGUUACACCUUCUACAUGGAAAGACUACCUUCGUUGGACUCUCCCGAACAGUAGCGGAGACGGCUUUAGGAGGGGAUAUUUGGCGAAUGAACUUUGCAUAGUGUUCAAAAUUUUGUCUGGGGGAACUAGCGGUCUAAAUACCGUAUCGAUAACCUGCGGAAUGUGUAUUACUUGUGUGAAAUCAGGAGUAAAAACAAACGGACGAUACCUUUUCCCACCAGCGCUAGACGGGCGCUCGUCAAGACCUCCAUUGAAGACACAAAAAAUGGAGUAUACCAUAGCUCAAGGGAAUUCGGAACGCAAUAAGAGUUUUAAAAGAGCAACGGAAGCCACUGUGUAUCGCUGCGAGAGGUUUGCGGAAGGGUUCGUUGCGAUUAAGUAAUCAUUGUUCAACGAGUUCGUCAGCCAUUCCAGCGUCUAACGAGCGCCUGCGAACGGAAAGCAUCCACUGCGGGCCGCGGUACA
Molecule: messenger RNA, 1426 nt
Organism: Lentinula edodes (shiitake mushroom)
Lineage: Eukaryota; Fungi; Basidiomycota; Agaricomycetes; Agaricales; Omphalotaceae
Exons: 3
Coding region: 226-1062 (278 amino acids)
Source: RefSeq, a predicted model, not a curated record